Messenger RNA from Trachymyrmex septentrionalis, 2827 nucleotides. Its product is annotated as nardilysin-like. The coding region runs from base 1 to 2793 and encodes 930 amino acids. Gene Ontology annotation, molecular function: metal ion binding. NCBI's taxonomy places the organism in Eukaryota, Metazoa, Arthropoda, Insecta, Hymenoptera, Formicidae. The record is from RefSeq and is a predicted model, not a curated record. The transcript has 12 exons.
AUGCCAAAUACAAUUCUAGACCAGCCUGAAAAAUCGGAGUAUCAUAAAGCCGAAUAUAGAGUCGUCAGACUGGGAAACGGUUUAACAGCUUUGUUAAUAUCUGGUCCGGAAGCAGCAGAUAAUGACGAUGAAGAUUUUAAAGUUAUUUGUAGUUUAUGUGUGGGAGUAGGCAGUUUUAGCGAUCCACCCGAAAUUCCAGGACUGGCACAUUUCCUUCAACGCAUGGUUUUUAUGGAAUCCGAAAAACAACCAAAUAAAAUCGAUUUUAAAGGAUUUAUCAGUCUCCAUGGUGGCACUACUUACAGCGCAACAGAUUGCGAGUAUACAAGAUUUUAUUUUGAUAUCCCAGAAACAAAGUUGUUAUCAGCUUUCGUUCCUUUUACUUUCGAUGAAUUUUAUAUAAAGAAAGAUGCCAUCAAGCGAGAACGAGAGAUCAUACAUGAAGAGUUUCAGUUGGAUUUAUCUAGUGACAAAAGUAGAAAAGAACGAUUAUUGUCUUUUACUGCCCAAACUGGUCAUCCACCCAGUAAGUUUCUUCGAAGCAAUUCAAUAGCUUUAAACAAUGAUAUAGAUGAUAACGAGUUGUUCGAACAACUGCAGAAUUUCAGAGAUCGUCAUUAUAGCGCUCACAGAAUGACGCUAGUUAUAAAAGCGAGAUUUUCGCUGGAUGUAUUAGAAGAGUACGUCGAAACCCGCUUUAGUCCUUUACCAAGUAAUUGGAUGCCUUCCGAUGACUUUACCGAAUUUAAAGAUGGCAAUUCAUUUGAUACUGACGCUUUCCAAAAAAUAUAUAAAUCGAUUAAACCCAUUAAUGAUAUCAACCAACUGCAUCUAACAUGGGUUUUGCCUUCAUUACAAAAUUAUUACAAAAGCAAACCAAGUGAAUAUAUUUCAUGGAUUAUUGAACAUAAAGGAAAUGGUUCUUUAACUAGUUAUCUACGUAAAAAAAUGUGGGGCCUUGAUGUGUUUUGUGGUAACUGUGAUAACGAUAAUGAUUUUGGAUACAACUCUAUGUAUGUUUUGUUCGAGAUUAUAGUAGAACUCACCGAUGAGGGACUAAAACAUCUGCGAAACGUUCUCGAUACAAUAUUUUCCUUUAUAAAUUUCAUAAAAAGAACUGGUCCAGAAGAAAGUAUUUAUAAUGAGCUUUAUAAGAUUGGAAAUAAUAAUUUUAGAUUUUUUAGUAAGCAUGAUGAUGUGUUUGAUUUAUGUAAGAGAAUGCAUUUCUAUCAGCCGUGUGAUUAUCUAACUGGAAAGCAUAUUUAUUUCGAGUAUAACCCAGAAGCUAUACAAAAAUGUUUGAAUCUGUUGGUGCCAGAGACGGCAAAGAUUAUGAUUUUCAAUAAUAAUUUUAAAUUAAAUAUAGUCGAACCGCAUUUUAAAAUUAAUUAUGAAGAUAUCAUGUUACCAAACGUAUGGCUCGAUUGCUGGAAAUCUAUCGAGCCAUUGUCUAAUUUUCGUUUACCAUCACUCAAUAAAUUUCUUACCAAUAAUUUCUCUUUUAUACCGAUAUCAACAGAAGCUUCGAAAUAUCCUGUAAAAAUACACAAUGAUUCUAUAUCGGAAAUUUGGUUUCGUCCGAAGUUUCAGUGGCCGGUGUGCCAUAUAAAUCUUCAUAUUGUCCACCUUUCUUGUUCGGAUCUCCGAACACCAAUAAAUGCAGCUCUCCUACAAAUGUACUGCAAUGUAAUAAAAUAUCGAUUGCUCGAAGAAUUACAUCUGGCUGUAACGGCUGGAUUUGAUUAUGAGAUCGAUGUUAAUUCCAGGUUAAUGGUUAUUGCAAAUUAUAUAGCGAAUCUAGGUCCUAUUUCGGAGGAUUUGUUUAAUAUUAUUAAAGUGCAACAACGUAAGGCAUAUUACAACAAAUUUAUAGAACCGAAAAAGUUCAAUGAAGAUAUGGAAUUAUGGAUACUAAAGCACGGCAACUGUGCAUACGUUCACAAAUAUAAUGCUCUAUAUAUUUGUGAUUUUAAAAGUUUUCAAGAUUUUGUAACAUCCUUCAAAAAUCUGUACAUCCAAUGCCUCGUAGAAGGCAACGUAACGAAAGACUUUACGAUCAAUAUUAUACAAGAAUUUAUCAAAAAAAUUAACUGUGGCCACUUGAAUAAUGAGAUAUAUACUGUUCCAAUCAAUAAGAUACCUCUAGGCAUAUCUCAGUUCAAGUUAAAAAAUAUUAACGAAACUGAUGUAAACUCGGUAAUAACAAAUUAUUAUCAAGUCGGUACUGCUACGAUUGAAUUAUCGGUUUUAAUUGAGCUGAUGAUCAUGAUAAUGAAAGAAUCGUUAAUGAAUCAUCUACGAACCCAAGAAAAGCUUAGUUAUGUAUCGUGCGAUUUUAGAAAUAUUAACGGUGUAUUAGGAUAUUCUAUAACUGUUUAUACUCGGACAGAUAAAUGCACAACCGAAUACGUUGAUCAACGGAUCGAGGAAUUUCUGAAUUCGUUUCGAAUCGUGUUGGAACAGUUCUCAGAAAAGAAAUUAGAUGAUGUCAAAGAUGGACUGAGAAUUUCAAAGCAUCAUGACGAUACCGAGAUUCUGAAGAACAGAGUUAACAGGAACUGGAGUGAGAUCACGAAGCGACAAUACAAGUUUGACAGAUGUGAGAAGGAAGCGCUUGCAAUAGAGAACAUAAAUACCAAAAAACUGAAAACAUUUUUCAGAAAGCACACACAAAACAGACUAAGAAAAUUGAGCAUACAUGUUGUGGGAGCACCAAAGGAAGUUGCAAUCAGUAAGCAGAUAACUUUUCUGAUCGAACUUUGGUCAUUGUCUAAUUAUUUCUUUUUGUAUUGAAAUAUCUUUCUUGUCUUCCAUUUCUUUUUUGUCA